Molecule: messenger RNA, 1300 nt
Organism: Hyposmocoma kahamanoa
Lineage: Eukaryota; Metazoa; Arthropoda; Insecta; Lepidoptera; Cosmopterigidae
Gene: Tre1
Product: protein trapped in endoderm-1
Exons: 5
Coding region: 356-1042 (228 amino acids)
Biological process (GO): G protein-coupled receptor signaling pathway
Cellular component (GO): membrane
Molecular function (GO): G protein-coupled receptor activity
Source: RefSeq, a predicted model, not a curated record
CACGCGUAUUUUGUGAGUCAUUUUAUUAUUAGUAUUCUUUCUAUCGUCGUGAAAAGUAUGUGUUGUGCCUCUUUCUUUAAUUAAAACCACUCUUUUAUUUCGUGAUAUUAGUAUAAUUUGGACCAUCUUUUUUAUUUGGAUUCGUCACGCGAUGUUACCGUGAUACACCCUCUCCAGAUGUCUGUCUCUGGCAUAUAAAAAUACCUUAUAUAAUAGUGAAAAAAACUCGUUUACUUUAUUACACAAAAAAUGACAAGAAAAAGUUCGAAAUUGAAAAGCGACAUAAUGCAGUGCUGUUAAAAAAGAAAAGAAAGUGAUUAUAAACCGAUAAAGUGAAUGUGAAUGGAGUUCGAAAAUGGAAGACAACUCGACUAUCGAAAAUCAUGCCAACAUGACCACUGUAGUUUUUCCUUCGGAGGCAGCAAUAUUGGCAGCAGUAUGCGCCUGUCUCUUCAGCAUAGUGGGAGUAGUCGGCAACUUCAUAACAACAGUAGCGCUGCUAAUGCACCCGAAACUCCGCGGACAUGUCACAACGAUGUUCGUGUUGUCUCUCUGCGUGUCAGACCUACUGUUCUGUAGCAUCAAUCUACCCCUGACCGCCAGCCGGUACAUAAACCAAAACUGGCCGUUCGGGCUGCAGCUCUGUCAGCUCUUCGCGUUCGUGUUUUACGGCAACGAGGCGGUGUCACUGCUGAGCAUGGUCGCUAUUACUAUUAACCGAUACACACUGAUCGCGUAUUACGACAUGUACGCCCAGAUAUACACCACCACUAGGAUCUGGGUGCAGCUGCUGCUCAUCUGGCUCGUCUCCUUCGGUCUAAUGGUCCCGCCUCUACUAGGCAUCUGGGGCCAACUAGGCUUGGAUCGGGAGACGUAUUCCUGCACGAUAUUGCCCAAAGACAACAAGUCUCCGAAGAAAUAUUUGUUCGUGUUCGGAUUCGCCCUGCCGUGUGUGGUCAUCAUUGUGUCCUAUUCGUGCAUUUAUUGGCGCGUGAGACAGAGCAAACGGAACCUGGAAGGACGCAGGUGUGUAUGCGGGUGAGGAUCUAACAUUUUCUUGACGGUGAUGGGUUUUUGAAAUGGUUUUUUAGUCGAGUGCCAACACAAUUAAUACCCUGGCGCCCUCUAGUAUGUACAUGAUCAAAAUGAAAUUCUUAGGGUGCGUGCACGCUAAGAAAUUCGACGUGACUGGUACAGAAAAGACGAGAAUGGUCCUGUACACGACAAGAACUUUUUUUAAACCACUCAUAACCUCGCACUAGGGAAACCCUGUGUCGCGGGCGCCAUGAACACACACAUA